AUGAAGCGAUACUACAUGAUUGAAAGAGCCAAGGAUGCUCACGUGGUAGGAAUUUUAGUGGGGUCUCUUGGUGUCGCUGACUACCUUUCUACUAUUGGACAUCUUAAAUCAAUUGUCAAGCAAGCUGGCAAGAAAAGCUACACUUUUGUAAUUGGUAAACUGAAUGCUGCCAAGUUAGCUAAUAUCAUGGAGGUGGAUAUAUAUGUACUUGUAGCCUGUCCAGAAAACUCUCUGCUGGAUUCCAGUGAGUUUUAUAGGCCAGUAUUAACACCAUUCCAGAUGGAGGUUGCUUGCAAUCAAGUAAGGAAAUGGACCGGAGAGUACAUUACUGACUUCAGGGACCUGCUUCCAGGUGCUUGCUGCCAGGUUGAAUUUCCAGAUGAGGCCUUCAGUGGUGAGGACGCUGAUGUCUCUCUCGUAACUGGAGCCCUGCGCGCAACACACUUGCUAGAGUCGGAGUGGCAGAACAAAGCAUCAAGCGCAUCUCUGAUCCACAGGAAUGAUGCCUUAGCAAUCACCCAGUCACACUCAGCAGCCUCAUUGUUAGCAACUAGGAGCUGGCAGGGGCUGGAGCAGAAACUAGGAGAGACUUCUGUAUCAAAAGCAGUGGAAGGGCGAAAGGGCAUUGCGAUUGACUCUGAGGGAGAGAACACAAGUUGA
Molecule: messenger RNA, 660 nt
Organism: Carcharodon carcharias (great white shark)
Lineage: Eukaryota; Metazoa; Chordata; Chondrichthyes; Lamniformes; Lamnidae
Product: 2-(3-amino-3-carboxypropyl)histidine synthase subunit 2-like
Exons: 1
Coding region: 1-660 (219 amino acids)
Biological process (GO): protein histidyl modification to diphthamide
Molecular function (GO): 2-(3-amino-3-carboxypropyl)histidine synthase activity
Source: RefSeq, a predicted model, not a curated record